AUGGAGCGACGAAUGGAUCGUCGUGAACGAGAGCGGGAACGAUCCCGUCAAAGCAGUUCCAACGACCGUGUCGACUUGGAUUCACGCACGCCACUAGCCUGGCAACACCGCGAUUUCAAUUAUCAGCACAGCGGCAGCAGUAACAAUCAAUCCAAUUUCCACGAGAGAUAUCCAGAAGGUGUACCGUCAUCGAGCUCCGAUCGUUUUUCUCACCCGAGUUUGGGUUCACGGUCAGCUCGGUCUGCCGCGAUGGAAGAUGGAAGAGGGCAGCGACAGUCUGAGAGCGGCCAACAGACGGGCAAGAGGAUGCACGCCAGUGUUCCAGCCGCCCGAGGUGGUGCUGGCAAGAAAGCAUCGACUUCAUCCUCGACAGGAACUAGCAACCACACCGGAAUAACGCCAGCAGCGGAAGGCGCUGGUGGGGGCAGACCAGGUAACCGCAACUCGUCCGCUCGUCCAUCGCGUUCCAGCCAAGAAACAACGACCGGCUCGAGCAGCGAAACGGAAACAGACGCCGAGAGAAUGCAGACCAGCCGGCCAGGAACUAGUGGGACAUUGCGCUCGAUUCAGUCGAUGCCCUUGUUGACUCCGUUGCAACAGCAUCACAAUCAACAGCAACAAGCGAUUUAUAAUCCGGUUAUGGCCUCCGGCGGUAUUUACGGAGUAGUCGGAAUGCAUCCGGCAAUGAUGGCACAUUCAGCUCAAAUGCAAGCCGCUGCGGCGGCGGCGGCAGCAGCAGCCGGAAAUCCGACGUGGAAUGGAGAACCGUGUCCAGUUCACGGUUCCGGAAUUCAUCCAGCUCACCAUCAGAUGCAGAUGGGUCAUUAUCAAACGCCCCAUGGAACAAUUGCAACUUAUCAACCGCUUUACAGUAGUAUGUCCAUGAAAAGGGCAGCUUCCAUCCAUGAAAUGGCCAUGGCUACUCCACUGCCGGCCAUCAUGCCGCCUCCGCUGCCGCCCGGACCCAUUUAUGGAACUUUACCGCAUCCGGGUGCUGGUCCCCAUCAGUUUGUGAUGCAACAGCCCAGUCACGAACAGCCUACACAUUUUGUCAUGAUGACUGCCCCGUCUUCCAUGAUCCACGGCCCACCAGCGUCAUCUCUCGGCGGAAGGAGAACACGUCACGGACAAGUGCGAUCCAGCGGGCCGGGUUCUCUGCCGCCCAUGCCAACAGCAACGCAAAUGGCCACUAUGCAAAGACAAGGUCGUCAGUUAGUGGUCAAUGGUAAAAACGGACAGCCGGAACCUUUGCCCGUCCGUCACGAUGCGCCGCCUUUACCGCCCAAGAUUCCGCCGUCGGAUGUCGCGUCGAAAACGGCGUCCAGGACGAGCACCACCAAGCCUUUCAGUUACAACGCCUGUUGCAAAGGCAAUGUCGUCGUCCUUUGGGUCAUUUUGGGUAUCAUCGCGUUGGGUGUGGUUUUGGCCAUCGUAUUCUAUUACGCUUUUCAAUAGAAAUUGUUUUCGGACGGACACAAAUUCAACCAAUGGCGGGAUCGGAAUUGUUGCGGUAUUCCUUUUCGAAAAUGCGCGUUUCUAUUUCUGGCAAAACAAUUUAAUUCGAUGAUUACGAUCAAUCGGAGAUGGAUUAUUAAUGUGUCUUUUUACGUACUCACCUGAAUUUACAGGUGUGGUUAUCCCCCUUUUAUUCUACAUUUUUUUUUCUCCUAUAAUUUUCGUUCAAUUUUUGUUCUUCCUAUUUCGCUUAAGGCUCAACCAAUUUUCUUUUUUCUGAAUGACUGUAAAAAGAAAAAAUAAAUACAAAAACAAAAACAAAAAAAGAAAAGACACGAAACACGUAAAAAUAAAAUGCAAUAAAUAAGAAAAGAAAAACAAAAAUGUUAUUCGGGAUGCAAAGGUCAGCAACAACAAUCCACUUGAUCUUACCUUCUUCAACGAAACCGCUGAAGAAAGAAGCCCUCUGGCUUGUGUCGUGAUCCUGUGCACGAGAAAUAACAAUAGAAUUUUUUUUUUUAACUUCAGUGUGUGAUCAUGUUUUGACUGUCCAAAAGAAACGUGUCCGUCUCUCUUUCCAACUGUGUGUUUUUUUUGUGUGCGUGUGAAUGUGUUUCCCUUUUUCAACAUCAUUUUAUUUAAUUUUUUAAAAAUACCAAUCCAUCCCCCAUCGUUUAUGCAUUUCAUUGUGUAUGAUGUGAAUCGACACACACGUGUGUUCCAAAUAAAAAUAGGAAAGAAAACAAA
Molecule: messenger RNA, 2202 nt
Organism: Daphnia magna
Lineage: Eukaryota; Metazoa; Arthropoda; Branchiopoda; Diplostraca; Daphniidae
Exons: 3
Coding region: 1-1455 (484 amino acids)
Source: RefSeq, a predicted model, not a curated record